Molecule: messenger RNA, 506 nt
Organism: Oncorhynchus tshawytscha (Chinook salmon)
Lineage: Eukaryota; Metazoa; Chordata; Actinopteri; Salmoniformes; Salmonidae
Product: interferon-induced protein with tetratricopeptide repeats 2-like
Exons: 2
Coding region: 81-506 (141 amino acids)
Biological process (GO): defense response to virus
Cellular component (GO): cytosol
Molecular function (GO): protein binding
Source: RefSeq, a predicted model, not a curated record
UAACCCGCCCAUUGGAAGGUAACAAUGUGGUCCAUAUCUAAUCAGACAGUCAUUUGCUCUUGAAACUCAGAGACGACAAGAUGGCUAUCUCUUGUCCAACUAAGAGAAUGGCUCAGAACUCCUUGAAAAUUAAGCUGCAGGAUUUAGAAUGCCACUUCACCUGGAAGCUGGACUGCAGCAGAUCUAAACUAGAAAGUCUCAGAGAAACCCUGAUAGAUAUCAUCAGCAGCGAGGGGGUUCAAUGUUCCUGGACGGGUCAACUGUACAACUUCCUGGCUUACCUACACCACACUUUGGGCUCCAGAGAGGACGCUCUUCAAUACCUGAAGAAGGCUGAAGAGGCCAUUCGCCUAAACAGCCCAGACGACGUGGAGCUAAGUCUGGUGGUCCACUAUGGGAACUUGGCCUGGGUGCACUAUCACCAAGGGGAGCUGACAGAGAGCCAGACCUAUGUGGAGAAGGUGGGGAGACUACUGAGGGACAACCCUCAACCUGCCCAGGUGUAG